Molecule: messenger RNA, 2697 nt
Organism: Trichoderma citrinoviride
Lineage: Eukaryota; Fungi; Ascomycota; Sordariomycetes; Hypocreales; Hypocreaceae
Product: kinase-like protein
Exons: 4
Coding region: 1-2697 (898 amino acids)
Biological process (GO): protein phosphorylation
Molecular function (GO): ATP binding; protein kinase activity
Source: RefSeq, a predicted model, not a curated record
AUGUUCUCCUCUGCGCUCAAGACCUUUGCCGGCAGCAACAUCUCGUCCAACUACACCAUCUCGCCGAACCCCACCUCGACGGCCGGUCCGUGGAAGAUCUACGAUGCGAAGAAGAAGUCCACCGGCAAGGCGUACAGCGUCUUUGUCUUUGACAAGAAGACCCUGGACGCACACGCCAGCUCGGUCGGCAAGAGCAGUGCUUCCUCCUACAAGCGCAGCGUGGAAGAGGUGGUUGAGCGCUUGAAAAAGGAAGCAUCCAGCUUGGCCAAACUGCGACACCCCAGCGUCCUCGAGCUCGUCGAGCCGGUGGAGGAGACACGAGGCGGAGGCUUGCAGUUUGUGACCGAGGCCGUCACUACGUCGCUGUCGAGCUUGUUACAGGAAAAGGACGAACAGGAACGCUCUGGCGGCCCCGGCGGCCGAUCGAGCAGAUACGUGACGGAAGAUGCCGACGGCUCUCGCAGGAGGAGGGAGAUUGAGAUUGACGAGCUGGAGAUUCAGAAAGGUCUAUUGCAGAUCAGCAAGGCGCUGGAGUUCUUACACGACAACGCGGGGCUCGUACAUGGCAACCUGACGCCGGAUGCCGUCCUCAUCAACGCCAAGGCACGUCUGAACUUGAACCUGUCUGACUGGAAGAUUAGCGGACUGUCCUUCUGUAGCCCAGCAGACAACUCGACCAAACCCACCUCGAUCCAGGGCAUUAGUCUGCAUGAGGUCCUUAACCUGGAUCCCAGGCUACCCAAGUUUGUCCAGCUGAACCUAGACUAUACCUCUCCGGAUUUUGUCAUGGACAACAACCUCACCCCUUCUGCCGACAUGUUCUCCCUGGGUCUGCUGUGCGUUGCUCUGUACAACUCACCACACCAGUCGCCCAUAGAGGCCCACGGGAGCCUCUCCUCUUACAAGAGGAUCUUCUCCUCGUCCUCCACAGUCCCGACGACGUCCAACAACUACCUCUCAUCCAGACCACUGCCCAGAGACCUGUCCAAUCACGUGCUCCCCAAGCUCAUCACUCGGAGGCCUGCGCAGAGAAUGACGGCCAAGGAGUUUCAGCAAAGCGAGUACUUUGACAAUGUCCUCGUCUCCACCAUUCGGUUUCUGGAUACUUUCCCUGCAAAGACUCCCACUGAGAAAUCGCAAUUCCUGCGGGGCCUCAACAAAGUGCUGCCGUCUUUUCCCAAGUCUGUGCUGGAGAAGAAGCUUUUGCCGGCGCUGCUGGAUGAGAUGAAGGACAAGGAUCUCCUCUCCCUGAUCCUGCAAAAUGUCUUCAAGAUCCUCACCUUGCUUCCGGCGGCGCGGAGGGCGUUUAGCGAAAGGGUACGGCCCGUCCUGAAGACUGUUUUUGUCGACAACGCAAAGCAGAACCAGGAGAAAGAUCCGGCCCGAGACGCCGGCCUUAUGGUCUUUCUGGAGAAUAUUGCAGUCAUAGCGGACAACAGUAAUGGCAAGGAGUUCAAAGAUGACGUGCUGCCGGUUAUCAUAGCUGCCAUUGAGUGCCCUACCCCGUCCAUUGUCGACGUGGCCCUCAGGAGCUUCUCAGUGGUGCUGCCCGUGCUAGACUUUAGCACCAUCAAGAACGAGCUGUUCCCCGUUGUCGCCGCCGUCUUUAGCCGGACAAACAGUCUCGCCAUCAAAGUCCGCGGCCUCCAGGCUUUCGUCGUUCUCUGCGGCGGCUCCAACGAUUCCAGCGUCGACGACGGAGGCCUUAGUGGUCUGCAAGGAAGCAAAAAGCCGUCAUCAUCAUCCAGCGCUCUGGACAAGUACACGAUGCAGGAGAAGAUUGUGCCCUUGGUCAAGGGCAUCAAGACGAAGGAGCCCGCCGUCAUGAUGGCCGCGCGAGACUUGAUGUACGUAGUCGGGCAGACGGCCGACGCCGAGUUCGUGGCCAUGGAUAUCCUGCCCAUCCUGUGGACCAUGAGCUUGGGGCCGCUCCUCAACCUCAAGCAGUUCCAGUCCUUCAUGGACCUCAUCAAGACGCUGUCACGCAAAGUCGAGGACGAGCAGACGAGGAAGCUGCAUGAGCUCUCCGGCUCGGCCAACGGCUCGACGGCCGCUGCCAACGAGGACUUUAUGGCCUUUGGCGGCGUGACGGGCACCGCCUUUGACGCUGCCAACGGCGGCAACGAAGACGACUUUGAGGCGCUUGUCAAGGGGAGGGUCGGCGGCUCAUCUGGCGUUACGAGAACGCCCACCUGGGACGAUUCGCCGCGCGCGGCCUCCGCCGGCGUCAGUCGCUCGUCGACGGCCACGCCGCAGACGCCGUCCUUUUCCUGGUCGACGCAGCCCACGACGAGCCCUUCCGUGAAGCAGCAGCAGCCCCUCGCCCUGCAAAGCCAGCAGUCCUCGUUCCGCACCGUCACCCCGGACCUCAACCGCUUCGAGGUCAUGACGCCCAGCUCGACGCAGUUCAGCCAGCCCCUGCAGCCGACGCCGGCGCAGCAGCAGCAGUCCGCCUCGGCCGCGCCCAGUUUCAGCUGGUCUUCGAACGUUGCAAGCACAACAGCCAAGAGCUUCACGCCUCCGCCCCUGACAUCAAACUACUCUGCUACCAUUUCAAACUCCAGCUCCACGUUUGCUACCCCGAGCAUGACGGGCUCCAUUUUGUCGUUUUCGGGCAGUAUGCCGCUACAGCCGCAACAGCAGCAACAGCAGCAACAGCAAAAGUCUGGUUUGGACAAGUAUGAGAGUCUGAUUUAG